GUUGGCUUGUGUUCUUGUAUGCGUAUCUUCGUCGUUAGUAUAAUUAAUUACCAUUUUGUGACUGGUGAAGUGGAAUAUGGUGAAACUAGCAUAAUAAAAUCAAAAUAUGAAAUUAAAAAAAAAAGUUAAUUCGAUUGAUAGCGUGAAAUCGUGAGUUUAAUGUUUGCUUAUGUUUAUGAUUAUUUGAAGAUUUUUUGAUUAUGUUAACAAAAUAUGGUAAUUUAAUAAAUUUCUUCGUAAAAAUUAUGUCAAUUGGAUUAAAAUAUAUUUAUAUAACAUAAUUUGAAUUGUGUACAAUAAGCCAAAAGCGAAAGUUUUCGAUUCAAAAAUUUUUAACAUAAUUUAAAUAAUUACAUAUAUGUACCUACAUAUGUUUAUGGAAGUAGUAUAAGGAUGUAUAGUAUAACAUAAAAUAUGCACGUAUUGUGACUUUUUGUAAACUUUAAUCAUUAAACAAGAUUAUGUGCAAAAUUCAAUCUUAAAUUAACUGAAAUAUGUACAAAAUGAAACAAAAAUACCUUAUAUUUAGCAUCGUUAUAAUUCUUAUGUCAGUGAGUAUAUCAUGGAGUGGAAGACCAUCCCGAGUUGAAAUAAAUAAGUGCUGUCCCUUAAAUGAACACUUAAAUUCUAACAACAAAAUGUGUGCACCUGGGAAUAUUGAAAAUUGGAUACCAAAAAUUCAUUUAAUGAAUAGAAAAAUUUACUAUGAACCUCAAGGGUAUAAACCACAAUUUAUCGAUUUUAUACCAAAUAAAAAACCUGAAAACUGUUCUGACCCAAAAAUUUAUACUAGUCCGAAUAUUGUGAUUUUGUCGAAUGGUUCGUUAUUUCUACAAGAAAGAUCUUCACUGAUUGAUAUUAAUAACUAUUGUGCUGAUAAAGGGUUAGCUCUUGUUUGCUUGCCAUAUAUCGCAAAAGAUUACGAAGCACAAAUAAGAAAAUGCUGUGGUCCUAACUUAAUAUACAAUAUUGAUAAAAAAACAUGUUAUUUUAAUCAAUUUCCAUCUAUGAAUAACUUUUCAAUACAGUUCAACUCAAAUAUUUUCAAUAAAACUAACAUCGAAAUUAUUUACGGAUUUCCUGAAUGCGCAAUGGGUUCAACAGACUAUCAUAUUCUUGAUGAAUUUAGUGAACAUAAUUUCAAUUUGCAAAAUGCGUCGCUAAUUUUGAAAGAUGGCAAAAGAUUUUUACCUGAAGAUUAUUGUUUGGAGAGUACUAUUAGUGAUUUUGCAGAUAUAAUAAAAGGUCAAAUUUUGUCAUCAUAUCCCAUAAAUAUCGUUGUCUGUACUAAUCAUAAAGAAUUUCUUAAAUUAGAAACAUAUCAACAUAAUGGAACAUUUUAUAGUUACGAAAAUAAUAAACUUCUUGCGAUUUCAAUUUGUCUCCUUAUAUCUGUGCUAUUUUUAAUAGCAACAUUAAGUGCUGGAUUUUUACUGCCACCGAGUUACCAUGCGUUGCAUUGGCGAUGUCAAAUGUACUAUGUCAGUUGCUUACUAGUUGGAGAUUUUUUACUUGGGAUGGGACAACUUUUUGGUAGCAUGAUACAAGGGACAGCAUGUGUUUGUGUCGCAAUUUUUAUUCAUUUUUCAUUUUUGGCGGCAUUUUUUUGGUUAAACGUGAUGUGCUUAAAUAUUUGGUGGACAUUUAGAGAUUUUCGUCCAACAACAUUGGAAAGGAAUCAAGAAAAGUUGCGAUUGAUUAUUUAUAGUAUUUAUGCGUGGGGUGGAUCUGUCACGAUUGCUGGUGUGGCAGCUAUUUUAGAUCAACUUCCUGACGAUCCCAACUAUAAUUUUCUUCGACCACGAUUUGGUGAACAUCACUGUUGGUUCUAUGGUGAUAUGGAAAAAUUUGCAUAUUUUUUUGGACCUAUCGGAAUACUUCUUUUAAUUAAUUUGGCUCUUUUUGCUUCUACAGCUCAGCAACUAACCUGUGGCUUGUGGAAAAUGGAGGAAGUAAAAUCAACAAACGAAAAUUUUGAACCAAAAUAUUCCAGGAGUUCGAUUGGAAGACUUUGCCUUAAGUUAGUAAUCGUGAUGGGAGUUACAUGGAUUGCUGAUAUUAUAUCAUGGCUCGUUGGUGCAGAUGGUCCUACAAUGGAUGUAAAAUCGUAUGGCGUAAAACAUUUUAUUUGGUAUGGAAUUUGGUAUAUAAUGGAUUUUAUUAAUGCAUUACAAGGUGUUUUCAUCUUCAUAGUUGUUGCUUGUCAGCCUCAGGUUUGGUCAGCAAUAAAACGAAUUUGGAGUUUAAAAAGUGUACGGGGUGUAGCAGAAACAAAUAUAACACAUCAGCAUCAUUCGAACUCUUCACAUGGCAUGCCAUCUAUAGGAGAGGUCACAAAUCAUACAUGCACAAAUCUAGUUAUAACGAAAAUUCCUUUGGAAACAUUACAAAAUAAUGCAGCAAAUCAUAACCAGUAAAAUAAAUAAAGAAUUUACUGUAUUUUUUUAAUUUUUUUUUAAACAUAUUAAAACAGUAAAUAAGAAACUAACUUUCCAAACAAUCUAGAUAUAUUAACUGAUUAUUUAUUUGUUUAUACAUACAGCUGGUCUCAGUCGUAUUCGUACAAUAACCAAAUUUUAAAAAUAUUAUUAAACAAGUGAAUUUCCUUUUUUUUAUAGAUAAAAAAAUCAGUGUUUUUGUGAGUUCAGAAGUUAUCUGAGCCCAUUCUUCAAUUAAACUCGCUUUUAGGGUAUUAAUGCUACUAAUUUGGUAUUUUCGAGCUCGUUUAUCGAACUCAUUCCACAAAUUCGUGGAGGUGUAUACAGUACUUUAGGACAGUUAUAAAGUAUCCAUGAUCAGUUCUGCAGUCAGUAUGCUUGGGAUCAUUGUCUUGGUAAAAUUUAAAACAAUCUUUGAUUACCAAGCUUUCGGCACUAUCUUUUAAGUUAGCUCUUAAAAUAUGAAUAUAUUUUGAUCCAUAAUUACGUCUUUACAUAACUGUACGAAUAUGACUGACUUAAAUUUUUGCAAUAUAAUUUUGGAAAUGAUUUUUCCUUACAAUUUGGUUUGUGUAAUGGAAUUUUUUGCUAUUUUCAGUAACUAGUAUAAAAAAUGAAAUAAUCUGGUUUAGCAGAAUUAUGAAUUUCGAAUCACAUUUGUUUUUUUAUUAAGUUUUUUUCAAAAUUUGGUUACUGUACGAAUACCUCUGAGACCCACUGUAUAUAUCUAAUUAGAAUUUCCUCCAACCUUUUAAACACCUUUAAAAUGGCUAUUUGUAUGUAAAUUACCUUAAUACCCUUUCAUUCAAAUAUAGUUAUGGAAAUUCUUGUAGUUCAAAUAGCUUUCACAAAUAUUUUAAAAUUUGGAAUUGAGGUAAAUAAAAAUAAAUAUUUGCGUAAAAAUAAAUUAUGACAUAAGUUGUUGUGAUUAAUUUUUGUUACAAAUGAAUAAUGAAUAUUAUUAUUUAGUUCUUUUGUAUUUUAAAUUUGAGAUUGAAAAUGGUCAACAUAUAUUCACUUUUUUAAAUGGUAGUUAUUAGUUGACACUUUUUUAGUUAAGUCAAGAGUGAAAUUAUUUUCAAUGUUUCUAUUUAAUAUGAAAAAUAAAAUAGUAUUAUUAAUUAUAAAAAUACUCUGGAGGAUAAUUAAUAUUAUCAAUAUAUUAUGAAUUUACAUGAUAUAAAUAAAUUUAGGCUUUCUAACAAAUCAUUUUUAUACAGUGAUUCAGUAAUCAGUGCUUUGACAUGUUCCUGCAUUUAGAGCAUCGAAAUUGCUAAAAUAUCUGUUUGGGAUUAGCUGUCAAAUCUCAACGGUUUUCGAAAUAAAGCAAUUUUAUCAAAUUUUAUCGAGAUAGAAGCUUCAAAUAAAGAAUUUUUAAAAAGACUCAAAUCAAUAUUGUAUUUUGUUUUCAAUUUUUCAAGUUUUUUCCCUUUCUUAUUUUAUUAGUUUUCUUAAACUAAAAAAAGGGGAAAAUUUGUAAGUUUUUUUUUUGCACAUUUUUUGUCCAGUUUUUUAAAUUUUAAUUAGUCAAAAAAUGUUAAAAAAUCUUUUGUAGUAAUGUAAAAAAAAACCAUUUGUGUUGCAAGGUUUUAAUGAAAUGUAUACACUGAAAAAUUGUCCCUAUUUUUGAUUUUUGUUAAUUUUAAGUUCUAUAUCUAUUAUUAAUUUUUGAUCGACAAAUCAUUCUUCAAAAUAGGUGACAUUUUUAGGAACCGUUAUUCUGAAAAGAAAGAUUAAUUUUAAGAUUUUUAUUGAAAUAUGUACAUAAAUUUCAUAUAUCUAUCAGGCAACUAUGGUCACGGAGUAAAUCAAAAAUUUAUUCCAAAUUUAACUAAAAUAAUGUAAACUUCAUAUUUAUAUACAAGCUAUGUCGUGAGUUAUUUGUGUUAAUGAAAUUUAUUAAUAUUUUUAGCUCUAAUGAUUCAACAUUCAACAAAAAAAUAAUUAUUUUAAUCUAAAUUGUUUUUAAAAACAUACUAAAUCAUACCCAAAAAUCUCACAAACAAAAAAAAAUAUCAAGCGAAGCACUUCGAAAACAUAAAACGUUAAGAAAUUGCUUCUGCUCGUAAUAUUUCGGAAAAUAACUUCAACCUGAUGACCUGAUAGAUAAACAUGGAAUUAGUUUUACUCUUUUCCAACAAAUGCACAAUAGCUUAACCCAUUCAGUGAUUCCAGGAGCGUAAUAAGAUGGAUGGAAUCAAAUAUAAGGAACUUGCUAGUCCCAAAAAGGAAAAUAUAAAACUAAUUUUUUUUUUAAGAAUAACGGUCCUUUAAAAACGUCGACUCCUUUUUAUAAUGACUAUUUUAAUCAAAAAUUAAUAAUAAUUUAGAAUCAUAGCAUUUAAAAUAACUAAAAAGUACUGAAUUACUAAUUUUAUACAAUACAUUAAGGCGUUUAAAAUCUUGGAAUACAAAUGGUUUUAUGCUAUAUUUAUAUAUAUCUUUACCAAACAAGAUAACGUUUUAUGGCUUAAAUUAAAACUGAGCAAGUGGAUAAAAUCAUGUAAAAACAAUUUUAAAAAAUUGUCAAAUUAGAGAAAACUAACAAAAUAAAAAGAAUUGAUUUUGGUCUAAAAUUAUAAUGUUUGGUAUUCUGAAACCACAUUAAAUACAAAAUCUUAUGAUUUCUGAGGGUAUGUUAAAUUUCAAGCCCUAUUGAAAAGCAAAGAAACCUGACCAAGUAGAAAUUUUGAAAAUCGUUGAGAUUUGAUACCUUGUUCGAAAUAAAAAUUUUACCCAUUUUGGGAUGCCCUAAACGCAUGUGCAGAUUAAAAUUUAUAUAAAAAAUAAAAGACUAUUGAAAAACAUCCUUUCAAAGGAUUUUAUAUUUAAACUAAGCAAGCAAUAAAUCCAUCCUAUAAUCUUUAUUUUAUAAUUCAUUACUCAUGUCAUAAUCCAUUAUUAUUAGAGUAAGUUACUAGGUAAAAAACUUUUAAGAAAAUAAUUUCGAAAGCAUGUAUGUAAGUUAUUCCAAAAAAUUUUGUACUUAAAUUUUAAGUCAUUAUAUUACACGUAUAUAUGUAUAUGAAUUUUAUAUGCUCCUUCUUAUUAUAUUUU
Condylostylus longicornis is the source of this 5495-nucleotide messenger RNA. It is a transcript of the gene mthl1, whose product is annotated as probable G-protein coupled receptor Mth-like 1. The record is from RefSeq and is a predicted model, not a curated record. Gene Ontology annotation, cellular component: membrane. The coding region runs from base 495 to 2417 and encodes 640 amino acids. Gene Ontology annotation, biological process: cell surface receptor signaling pathway; G protein-coupled receptor signaling pathway. NCBI's taxonomy places the organism in Eukaryota, Metazoa, Arthropoda, Insecta, Diptera, Dolichopodidae. Gene Ontology annotation, molecular function: G protein-coupled receptor activity. The transcript has 6 exons.